AUGCUGUUUCAAGUUCUCCUCCUUCUAGCUGGUGCAGACGCUGGCGUCCAAGCACUUCCCACUCUCGGUAACUUGACCAGCAGACAAGCUGGAGAAAGUCAUCAAGUCACUAUGAUCAACAAGUGUGGAUCCGGUGAAGCCGUCUUUGUAUAUGCGGAUCACGGUGAGCCCCAAGGUAGCGCUAGUAUAUCCGGUCCGUUGAAUGGCGGAUUGGCAUGGAUGAGUGGUCUUGAUGGAGUUGCAUGCGAAGCGAAUGGAAUCAAUUGUGGAAUAGUAGAAUUCACUUUAAUCAAUGCUCAAGGUGGUGGUCAACAGAACGCAGGAGACUAUUCAAUAUUGGAUGGUGUUGAUGAUGAAAAAGGUACUUCUUUGGGUAAUCAUAAAUUCCAAUAUAGUAUGGAUUUCUCUUUCACAGGAGCCUUGUUGGCAGACAACGUCGGAAUCUCUAUCACAUUUUGUCCGACUGGUCCUCCAACGCCCAACAACGCUGCUGAUCCAGCCACUGCCGGUGGUGCUGCCGGUACCGCUAGCUCUGGGUCUGGUGCACAAGGUACGAGUGUCGCUGCUACGACCCCCCUUGGCGGAGAUUCUACAAGUGCCGUCCCAUCCAGCACCAUUGCUACCAAUCCCGUUUCUCCGAAUGGAGCAGGUAGCGUUGCUGAAGGUGAUCCUACUCCUACUGCCGAUUCCAACGCUGCUUCCACUCCUCCAGCUACUUCCGCACCUGCUGCUACAUCUACAUCUACUCAGGCAGGAUAUGGGGGAGGUAGAGGUAUUUGGACAAAGCCUGCUCUCUAG
This is a messenger RNA of Kwoniella shivajii, 798 nucleotides long. RefSeq lists its product as uncharacterized. Bases 1 to 798 code for a protein of 265 amino acids. NCBI's taxonomy places the organism in Eukaryota, Fungi, Basidiomycota, Tremellomycetes, Tremellales, Cryptococcaceae. The transcript has 5 exons. The record is from RefSeq and is a predicted model, not a curated record.